AUGAUUAAACAUAACAUAAAUUAUUAUGAAAGGAAAGAGGUAAUUAAAAGGAAUGUAGACGAGGCUCGAUUAAAACUAUUUAACAGUAUACCUAAACUUUCGUUAUUUCAUUUAGACAAUAUAGAAUAUAAAAAUGGAGAAAUAAAAGAGUCUAAACAAACUGAAGGUGUAAAAAAAAAAACAAAACUUUUAGAUAAAACUAAAUUAAAAAAAAUAAAAAAUAAUGAACCAUAUGGUGCCAAUAAAAAGGACUAUACAAUUCAUCAAAAAUCCAAUAACCAAAUUAACAGAAAAAGUAAAGAACUUAUUAAAAAUAUAUACAGUAAUAAUAAAUAUUUAGAUUUAUCAAAACUAAGGAAAACUGUUUUAGACAACUUAAAUAAUGAUGAUAAAAAAAACGAUCAAUUAUUCACACUUUCUUUAAAUGUAAAGAAUAAUAAAAAAAAUAAAUUGAAUAAUAUUGAUAUAAAGGGAAAGAAUAAUAAAUCUCAACCUCAUGUUAAUAAACCAAAUGUUGGUCGUACAAAUAAGGAUGGCGUGAAAAUAGUUCCUGUUCUUAAUGUGAAAUUUAACAAAAUCGAUAAAACUGAUAGAUUAUAUAGUGAUAAUAAUAAUAUAGGAACCAAAAAAAAUACAAAAAAUAGUUGUACUUGUAAUAGAGACAAAAGCAAAAUGCCCAAUCAUUUGUGUUCUGGAAAAAGUAAUAAAGAAAGUGAACAUUUAGCUAGUUGUGAUAUUAAAGGCAAAAAAAAAAAAAAAAUAAUAGUAAAAAAUAUGAUUGUAAGUGAAAAGAAAUAUUUAAAGAAAGGUAAUUUAAAAAUUAUGCCCAAAGAAGUGAAAAGUAUAAAAAAAGAAACAGAUAAAAAGUUUUCAUUACAAAAAUUGACAUUAUGUAGUAAGAAUAAAAUCCCAAACAUUAAUGAAAAAAAAAAAGAAAAAAAAAUACAAAAUGAUACAUUGUGUCGUUCCAUAAAAAAUAAAAGAAAUGAACUUGUUACUCAACUGAGAAAUAAAACAAUGUCAAUCAAAUAUAGUAUGGAAGAAAAAGGAUAUAAGCCCAUUAGCAUUAUAUCAAAUAUAACUACCAAACUAAAGGAUGAUAUUUGUGAUGAAGGGAAAAUACCUAAUAAAAAAAGAAUUCAAAAAACUAGCAAAUUUUGUUUAGGAUGGAAAAAGGAUAACAAAAACAUGGGUAUAUUUUCGUAUAGCAGUGAGACUGAAGAAAUUGAGGAAGCGCAUGGAACUGAAAACGAAGAAAUAAAUAAGGAAAUAAAAAAUAGCACAAUCGAAAAAAUAGACAGCAUUACAAAAGAUGAGUUUAUAACAAACAUAGAUACCGAAUUAAGAGACAAAAAAAUGAAUUCCACAAAUUUUCUUUGGGAAAAAAAUUGUCUACAAAAUAGUUAUGAAGAUAAAAAAUAUACUAAUGAAGAAGGAAAUGACCUUAUAAAUAGUAAUAAUAUAAUGAAAAAAAAAAGAUCAAAAAGCUUAAAUAGUAUAAAUGAUAUAUCUCCUUUCAAUUCUAUAUUAGUUACAAAUGACCUUAGGAUAAAAAUGUGUUAUAGUAAUAAUUAUAUAGAUAUAAAAAAAGCUAUUCAUGAUGAUAUUAUUAAAAAUAAAGAUAAAAAUAUAGAUCAAAAUAAAAAAAUACCCAUAUCAAUAAACAAUUAUAAUAUAUUAAAUUCGAGUGAUGAUUUAUUUUUAAUUUCAAUGGAUUCUGAAAAAACAAGAUCAAGUUAUAUUUUACAAAAAAAAAAAAAUUCACAUACAACUAUAAAUAAUACUACCAAUUUAGCACUUGAUAACAAUUUGAAUGAUGAAGAAACAUUUUUUAAUCUAGGACAUGAAAAUGGUUUUUCAAAUAGUUUGUUAUAUAAAAGGGAUUUAUGUAAAUGUGACAACAAUUCUAUAUGUAACUAUUGUACUUAUAAAAUACAGAACAAGCCAGUUUACAAUAAACAACUAUUUAGUAGUAUCAAAUUAACUAGUGCUAAUAAAAUAGAAUUAUGGAGUGAUCAAAUGAUGGAUUCCAUAUUUUAUCCUGAAAAUGAAAAAAUAAAAUUGGAUAAAAAAAUAUCUACAUAUCCUCACUUUGAUCAUAAAAGUGUUUUGUUUGAACCCAAUAAAAAUCCAUCAUCACAUUGUAACACUUUAACAGAAUCAAAUAUAUUUAUUUUUGAUAUCGUUGAUGAAAAUUGUUCAAAGUUUAUAGAAAAUGAAAAUACCAAUAACAACAUAUCCAAUGGUGAAGUACAGGACUUAAAAGAAAAAGAAAAUACCAAUUUAAAUGAAAAAAAUAGUACAAAAGAUCGAAAAACAAAAAACAAAAAGAUGAUUAACAAUGUUACAUUGAAAAAGUGUAAAGAUGAACAUAAGGAAGUUUUAACAAAUCUUAAUGAACAGUCAAAAAAUAAAGACAAAAAAAAAAAAUUAAAAAUUAUUUGUACUAAAAAAAGUAACAGCCAUAGUGUAAACACUUUUAAGGAUGAUAAUAAAAAACAUGAAAUGAUUGUUAAAUCGAAGAAUGGGUGGUAUGCAAAUAUAUCUGAUUUAUCUCAUGAUCCAAGUUCAAGAACAAAGAAAAAAGAAAAGAGACGACCAAAAAAACAAAACCAUAACAACGAUAGUAUUAAUAAAUAUGAAAAUGACUUAAUUUUAUGUCAUUUAAAAAGAGAAGAAAAAAUAAGAAAAAGUGAAAGUAAUCCGUCACAUAUGCCAAAAGAAAGUGCUAAAAAUAGAUCUACAUCUUUGACUGGAAAAAAGAAAGACAUGAAAAAUAGUGUGAACAAAAUAAAAUUAAAAGAAAAAGUUUUGACAAAUAAAUUUUCCGAAAAAUGUAUUGAUUCAUUAAUGGCUUAUAGAAAUAAUUUAAUCAAAAAUGUGGAAGAAGAGGAAGAUAAAAAUGUAGCACAAAAUAUUUGCGAAUUUCAUCAUAGUAAUAUAAAUUUUAAAGAUGAUAAAGAAAAUCAAAUAAAUAAAAUGGCUAUAUUAAAACUUUUAAUAAGUGAUAAAAAUAAAAAAAGUUAUAUAAAAAUUGAGAAAGAAAAUAAAAUAAUAAAACGAUUAAAUACUAACUUAUGUGUUAACAAAAGUAAGCGUAUUAAAAAAAAUAAAACAAAAAAUGGACAAAUAAAAAAACGUAGCUAUAAUUCAAUCAAAGCAAACAUAAUUUUAAAAAGGAAAAGUAAGAUUAAAUCCUUAUUAAAAAGGAAAAAUAAAAAGAUAUUCAAUGGAAAACAAAUAAAUAAUAUAGAAAAAGAAAAUGGAUCAAAUAUAAAAAGUAUUACUAUGGUGAUAAAUGAAAAUUUGGAUAAUUUUAUGAGCAAUAUCAGAUAUGUAAGUAAUUAUAACAACAAUGGAUCCCCUCACACCUUUGAAAGCGUCGAAAGUGAUGGAGAAAAUAAAUCAAGAACUUCAAAAACAGUGAAGCGCACAAAUUUGUGGGAAGAAAUGCAUAUGCCGAUUUGUGGAGAAAACUAUAUUGAGGUUUUACCAAAUGACCAAAAAUAUUUGUGCUUAAAUUGUGAUAAAAAAGAAAUAGAAAAGGAAAUUAAAUAUAGUAUAUAUACAAAAAAAUAUAUCAAAAAAAAAUAUAAUAAUAAAAAAAAAUGCAGCAUAAAGAUGAAAAUAUUAUACAAACGUCUCUAUCAAACAAAAGACACCACUUUUUUUAAAAUACCACAAAAAAUGAUAACAAAAAAUAAUUUUAUCCAUAAUUGUGAAGAUGGAAAAGAAGGGGAAAUACAAACCGGGGAAAAAACGAAGACAAGACUUGACAAUAAAAUAUAUGAUGAUCCGAAUUUGGUUAUAGAUAAUUUUAUACUACCACAAGACACACAAAAGGAUACAAGUAUGAGCAAAAAAAAAAAAAAAAAAAAAAAAAAAUUAACAUUGGACUAUAGAAAUGACAAAGGGGAAAAUGAAAAUAUUACACAUGAUGAUAAAAAUAAAAAAAUAAACUAUAAUAACAUAGUAACAAUCAUAAAAAAUGAACCAAAUUUUACAAAAAAAAAAAUGCCACUAAACAAAUUUAACAGAACUAGCUAUAGUAGUGAAAAUGUAGCCAAUUUAGUAAAACCACACAAAUAUGCUAUUCAAAGUGCAGAAGUUUUUAAUCACAAAUAUAAAUCGGAUACUCAUAAUAAAUUAAUAAAAAUAAAGAAGGCUCAAAAUGUAGUAGAACCAAUCGAAAUAGGUGUAAACAAUUUAACAAAAAAUGAUAAAAUAAGUUCCAAUGAAUUAAAUAAUCCUAUUAUUAGUGAUAAUGAUAAUGAUGUAAAUAAAAUAAGGAGUGAAAAAGGUGUGACGAAAAAUAAAAUAGAAUUAAACUUUUGUUUUGAAGAUUUCUUAUCAUCUGAUUUGAAACAAAAACUUAACCACAGUAAUACUAGCACCAACAUUAGCAGCAGCAAUAGUGUUGAUUUAAAUAAAUUAGAAUGCGAAUUUUCUUUAGAUUUAGAAAAAUAUGUGUUAAACCAUCGUAUCAAUGAAAUAAGUUUAAAAAAUAAAUUAAAAAAUGUUGAAUCGGAGAACUCAAAAUAUGUAGAACAAUCUGAAAAUAUAAAUCAAACAAUACACAUCAAAUCUAAUGAAUGUGAAAUAGUAAAUACCAAUUUGAAUAGUAAUAAAAGUGAAGAUGUAGAAAAUAAGAACCUAUUUAAGGUUGUAAAAGUUGUAGAUAAAGAUAAAUUAUUUUGUUCUAAUCUGUUUUAUAGAAAUCAUAUUAUUAAUGAAAAAAAUGAAAUAAAAAAUAAAGUUUUUAUGAAAACGAUAAAUAUAAAAGACAAAAUUUCAAAUAAAAUACAAGAAAUAAAAAAUAAAAAUACUAAUCUUUUUAGAGCACUAUCUAUGAAUAAUAUUUAUAAAACUGUUUUUCCAAAGGAUAUAUCUUUCCCCAUAUUUGAAAAUGAUUAUACUAUAAAAAAGAAACAAAAAAAAAAUUCAAAUUCUACAACUAUAAAUACAAGUAAAUAUAAUUCUUAUGAAUUAAUUAAAACAAAAAGUUUGAUUUAUAAAAAAAAUUCAAAUUAUUUUUCUAAUCCUGAAUAUCCUACUACUAAGAUAAAUGGAAAAGGUACCAGUGAAAAUCGCCUUAAAAUUGAAGACUUCCUAAACACUUUUGAUAAAAAAAAAAAUUUAAGAAAUUGUUAUAUACCUACUAAUGGAAACAAAGUAUUUUUCAGACGAUCAAAAAGUGCAACAUUAUUCAAAAGAAAUCAUUCAAAAAGUAUAUUACAAAACUAUAAUAAGAAAAUUUAUCAUGGACAAAAUUGUAUAACCAGACAAAUAGGCACAAAUAUAAAAGAGAAAGAAAAAACAUUAAAAAAAUGUGUCUCUAUGGUAAAUGAACAUUUUAUAAAAAAUAAAUUUCCAGUAAAUAAAAGUUUAAUAAAUAAUUCAAUAAUAUAUAAAAAUAACUUUUUAUCAACCCCUUGUUUUAUGUUUGAAAGUACUUUAAAAAAAAAUACUUCAUCCCCAGUAGAAAGACAUUAA
Molecule: messenger RNA, 5493 nt
Organism: Plasmodium vinckei vinckei
Lineage: Eukaryota; Apicomplexa; Aconoidasida; Haemosporida; Plasmodiidae
Product: conserved Plasmodium protein, unknown function
Exons: 1
Coding region: 1-5493 (1830 amino acids)
Source: RefSeq, a predicted model, not a curated record